Messenger RNA from Oncorhynchus tshawytscha (Chinook salmon), 2361 nucleotides. Its product is annotated as serine/threonine-protein kinase pdik1l. The record is from RefSeq and is a predicted model, not a curated record. Gene Ontology annotation, molecular function: ATP binding; protein serine/threonine kinase activity. Bases 479 to 1504 code for a protein of 341 amino acids. The transcript is spliced from 3 exons. Gene Ontology annotation, biological process: axon extension; autophagosome organization; protein autophosphorylation. Gene Ontology annotation, cellular component: cytoplasm; autophagosome. NCBI's taxonomy places the organism in Eukaryota, Metazoa, Chordata, Actinopteri, Salmoniformes, Salmonidae.
GUUGCUCAGCGCGUGUACCGAAUUUAAAAAUGUAUUGAAAAUAAAUGUUAUUUCUCCACCGAGGAAGAAAUGUUAUUCCUCGUUUUACUGGUGUAAUGAAUGCGAGAGGCACAGUGACUGUACAAUUUGGGAGGGAGUUGUCAGGGCAAAAAUCCAUUGGCAUGAAUGUAAAACUAUGCAAUGAACGGGGGCACAAUUGUUAUUUUCUAUUUCAGCUAGAGAGGGUUGCUUAAAAGGGGGGCAGUAUUUUCCAUUUUCGCUUCUACAGAGCACACAGUCUGUUGUUUUAGUAGCGAGUCAAGCAAGCGGGCGCGCGCUGUUGAUGGGGUACUUGAGCUGCAGAUUUGCUCAGCACGCUCACGGAACUUGUCUAUCUGCGCGACAACGUGUUUGGCUGAGUGGUGGCUAAUGGCUGCCAUAGAAAGUGAGAAAGACAACAACAAAUGAAUCCUUGAGAGAAGACGAAAACAGGUAGAGGAUGGUGAGCAGCCAGCCGAAGUAUGAGCUGAUCCAGGAGGUGGGGCGUGGCAGCUACGGUGUGGUGUACGAGGCGGUGGUGAAACGGACUGGAGCCCGGAUGGCCGUGAAGAAGAUCCGCUGCCACAGCCCAGAGAAUGUAGAGUUGGCCCUCAGGGAAUUCUGGGCCCUGAGCAGUAUCCAGAGCCAGCACCCCAAUGUCAUCCACCUUGAGGAGUGUGUCCUGCAGAGAGAUGACCUGGCUCAGAGGAUGAGCCAUGGGUCCAGCUCCCCACUAUACCUAGAGCUGGUGGAAACAUCUCUGAAGGGAGAGAUUACCUUUGACCCCUGCUGUGCCUACUACCUGUGGUUUGUCAUGGACUUCUGUGACGGAGGAGACAUGAAUGCUUACCUGUUGUCCCGUAAACCCAGCCGCAAGACCAACACCAGCUUCAUGCUGCAGUUAGGAAGUGCCCUGGCCUUCCUCCACCGAAACCAGAUCAUCCACCGGGACCUGAAGCCUGACAACAUCCUCAUCUCCCAGGGAAGGACCUUGGCUGGAACCCCCGAGCCUACCCUGAAGGUUGCCGACUUCGGCCUAUCCAAGGUCUGCUCCACGUCGGGCCUGAACCCUGAGGAACCAGCAUCUGUCAACAAGUGUUUCCUUUCCAUGGCGUGCGGCACAGACUUCUACAUGGCUCCAGAGGUGUGGGAGGGCCACUACACGGCUAAAGCAGACAUCUUUGCCCUGGGCAUCAUCAUCUGGGCCAUGGUGGAGCGCAUCACGUUCGUGGAUGUUGAGACCCAGAAAGAACUCCUGGGAAGCUACGUGCAGCAGGGGGAGGAGAUCGUGCCCCUCGGGGAGGCUCUCCUGGAGAACCCCAAGAUGGAGCUGUUGAUCCCAGCCAGGAUGAAGAGCAUGAAUGCCGGCAUGAAACAGCUUAUCAGGGAGAUGUUGUCGUUCAACCCUCAGGAGAGGCCUGACGCCUUUGAACUGGAGCUCCGACUGGUCAGGAUCGCCUGCAGAGAGCUCGACUGGGACACGUGAUAAUGGGGGUGGAUAGGAGGGGAGAGGACCAUGGGACUUGUAGUCACAACGUCAAGAACAUGUAUCUAGGCCUAAUUCACCACUGUUUGCUCUUGUGACGGAGGCCACACAAAUAUUAUUUUUUUCUCGCUCUCGCUCUCUCUCUCUCUCUCCAAGGGAACAAUUCAAAGUCUGCAAAGAUUUUGGCUUUGCAGUUGGAUAUUGGAUCGGAAGUACUGGUAAACCUAGCUCAACAGGUUGACAGCCAGUCUGUAUAAAUUGUUGUUUUGAAUGUUAACAUGGCAAGGCUGUCCAUAAGCACAUUCAGCUGUCUGUCUUGCAGAAGGAGAUGCGUUGCUAGCUACCCCACUGCUACUGGUUUAGGUUAACCUGUUAAAGUUGCCUCUGUAGUUUGCCUACAAAUGCCACCCCAGACUCUGUGGUAAUAUUCAUACUAAAGUUAUGAUACAGGGAGACUAUCCUGUUAUGAUAUGGAUGCAAUUAUACACACAGGUCCACACCUCAGUGAUCGUGAACUGUGCACGGCUGGUUUUACCAGAAUUCUGUGACCACACCCUGCUCUUCCCUUUCAACAAACAUGCACACGCACACUUCCCACUGCUCAGGUAAAAACUAAGAUAUACUGUUUGUUGGGAUUUGUAGACAAACAGCUGUUUUUGAAGAGAGAGCAACAUGACAGAGGCCUGUGUAUUCUGAGCUGGCCCUGAGCCAACUAUGGGAAUUAGGCUAGUGGGAGCUGACAGUCUUGGUAUGCCAGUGCAGACCUAACCUAGCAAUUCCCAGCCCAGUGCAGACCUAACCUAGCAAUUCCCAGCCCAGUGCAGACCUAACCUAGCAAUUCCCAGCCCAGUGCAGAC